Saimiri boliviensis boliviensis (Bolivian squirrel monkey) is the source of this 2894-nucleotide messenger RNA. It is a transcript of the gene NAP1L3, whose product is annotated as nucleosome assembly protein 1 like 3. The record is from RefSeq and is a predicted model, not a curated record. Gene Ontology annotation, biological process: nucleosome assembly. NCBI's taxonomy places the organism in Eukaryota, Metazoa, Chordata, Mammalia, Primates, Cebidae. Gene Ontology annotation, cellular component: nucleus.
GGAGCGAACUAAAGGUACACUGGGAAUGAAAUGAACCGGAGGUCUGACUGCAAGGGGAGGGGGCCCGCGAUCUAAAACGAGAAGAGAUCUCGGGGUCUCAUACUGCGCCAUUCGGCUGCGGCACACCUCGGCACUCCGUAGCUGCAGCCGGGAGAGGCCUUGCAGCUACCGCUGUCGCCCAGGCGUCCACUGCCGCUGCCACCUCAGCGCCGGCCUCUGCAUCCUCAGCUCCAGCUCCGCUCUGCGCCGCUACUGCCAUCGCCGCUGCCACCUCCGCAGCCCGGGCCUCCGCCGCCGCCACCCAAGCAUCCGUGAGUCAUUUUCUGCCCAUCUCUGGGCGCGCGGUCUUCGCGGUAGAGUUUUGCAGGCUUGCAAAAUGGCAGAAGCAGAUUUUAAAGAGGUCUCGGAACCUGUCGCCCAGAGUGUUGCCGAAGAGGAGAUGGCUAGCUCGGCUAGUGAUUCUGGGGAAGAAUCUGACAGCAGUAGCUCUAGCAGCAGCACUAGCAGCAGUAGCAGCAGCAGCAGCAGCAGUAGCAGCAGCAGCAGCAGCGGCAGUAGCAGCACUAGCAGCGGCGGCGGCUUAUAUAGAAAGAAGAGGGUACCUGAGCCUUCCAGAAGGGCGCGGCGGGCUCCGUGGAGAACAGAUUUCGUGAUUAAGCUGCCUCAGGCUGUUAGAAAUCGUGUGCAGGCGCUUAGAAACAUUCAAGAUGAAUGUGACAAGGUAGACACGAUGUUCCUAAAAGCGAUUCAUGAUCUUGAAAGAAAAUAUGCUGAACUCAACAAGCCUCUGUAUGAUAGGCGGUUUCAAAUCAUCAAUGCAGAAUACGAGCCUACAGAAGAAGAAUGUGAAUGGAAUUCAGAGGAUGAGGAGUUCAGCAGUGAUGAGGAGGUGCAGGAUGACACCCCUAGUGAAAUGCCUCCCUUAGAGGGUGAGGAAGAAGAAAACCCUAAAGAAAACCCGGAGGUGAAGGCUGAAGAGAAGGAAGUUCCUAAAGAAAUUCCUGAGGUAAAGGAUGAAGAAAAGGAAGUUCCUAAAGAAAUUUCUGAGGUAAAGGAUGAGGAAAAGGAAGUUCCUAAAGAAAUUCCCGACGUAAAGGAUGAGGAAAAGGAAGUUCCUAAAGAAAUUCCCGAGGUAAAGGAUGAAGAAAAGGAAGUUUCUGAAGAAAUUCCCGAGGUAAAGGAUGAAGAAAAGGAAGUUCCUAAAGAAAUUGCUGAGGUAAAGGCUGAAGAAAAAGCAGAUCCUGAAGAGGGUAUGGAGGCAAUCCCUGAAGUAAAAGAAGAUCCCAAAGAAGCCCCCCAGGCAAAGGCAGAAGGUAAAGAACAGCCUAAAGCAACAGAGGCUAAGCCCAGGGCUGGAGUAAGAGAGGCUCAUAAAAGAGUUCCUGAGGAAAGGCUUCCGGAAAGACUAAGUCUUAAAAGAGCUAGGAGGGGAAAGCCUAAAAUAGAAGACCCUAAAGGCAUUCCUGACUAUUGGCUGGUUGUUUUAAAGAAUGUUGACAAGCUGGGGCCUAUGAUUCAGAAGUAUGAUGAGCCCAUUCUGAAGUUCUUGUCGGAUGUUAACCUGAAGUUCUCAAAACCUGGCCAGCCUGUAAGUUACACCUUUGAAUUUCAUUUUCUACCCAAUCCAUAUUUCAGAAAUGAGGUGCUGGUGAAGACAUACAUAAUAAAGUCAAAACCAGAUCACCAUGAUCCCUUCUUUUCUUGGGGAUGGGAAAUUGAAGAUUGCAAAGGCUGCAAGAUAGACUGGAGAAGAGGAAAAGAUGUUACUGUGAAAACUAUCCAGAGCCGCAUAGCUGCUACUGGAGAAAUCCAGCCAAGAGUGGUUCCUAAUUCAUCAUUCUUCAAUUUCUUUAGUCCUCCUGAGAUUCCUAUGAUUGGAAAGCUGGAACCACAAGAAGAUGCUAUCCUUGAUGAGGACUUUGAAAUUGGGCAGAUUUUACAUGAUAAUGUCAUCCUGAAAUCAAUCUAUUACUAUACUGGAGAAGUCAAUGAAUACGGUUCCUACUAUCGAGUUGGCAAAGAUUACGGAAACAGGAAGUAUAGAAAAUAAAAAGGUCAAUCUGAAAGAUUUUUCAAGAAUCUUAAAAAUUCAAGAAGUGUAGCAGAUUCAUACAGUCUUGAAAAAAGUAAAACCGUAAUCUGUAACCUGAAUACUAUUAUUUCUUAUAGUAAUGUUUUUGUAGUUUCUUGGUAGUCUGUAUUUGAAAAAUUGUCCUAUAAAGUGUCUAAGUGCCAGUUUAUGCUAUCUAGACUGUGGUAGUAUAAUAUUCUUCAAAAUAUGUCAGCUGUUGUCAGUUAUCUAAAGCAUGUUAGUUUGGUGCUACAGAGUAUUGACUUUUGUGAUGUCUUUUGGUCAUGUUCCUGUUAGACUGUAGCUAUGAAACUGUCAGAAUUGUUAACUGAAACAAAUAUUUGCUUGAAAAAAAAGUUUAUGAAGUACCAAUGCAAGUGUUUUAUUUUUUUCUUUUUUCCAGCCCAGAAGACUAAAGUUUAAAUCUGCUUGCACUAGCUGUGCCUUCAUUAGUUUGCUAUAGAAAUACAGUACUUACGCUAACUAAAACAGUGUAUUUUGAAGUUUGACUGCUUGAAAAAGAUUAGCAUACAUUUAAGAAUGUCAAGACCACAUUUGAUUCAAUUGAGCGCUUGUGUAUGUGACAUAUAGUGGCCUAUAAAUUUAAUCAUAAUGAUGUUAUUGUUUACUACUGAAGUGUUAAUAUGAUGUAGUAUUUAUAAAAAGUUCAUUCACCUUAUAUUGUGUAAUUGUAAACUAAAGAUACCAUGUUUUCUUUGUAUUGUGUUCUACUUUCACUGAAAAUAGUAACUUCAUUUGAUACUGUUUUUCAUGUUCUUUUAUUGCAACCUAAAAUAAAUAAAUAUUAAAGUGUGUUAUACUA